Messenger RNA from Aplysia californica (California sea hare), 1030 nucleotides. Its product is annotated as probable peptide chain release factor C12orf65 homolog, mitochondrial. Gene Ontology annotation, molecular function: translation release factor activity. The record is from RefSeq and is a predicted model, not a curated record. The coding region runs from base 304 to 1002 and encodes 232 amino acids. Gene Ontology annotation, biological process: translational termination. The transcript is spliced from 3 exons. NCBI's taxonomy places the organism in Eukaryota, Metazoa, Mollusca, Gastropoda, Aplysiida, Aplysiidae. Gene Ontology annotation, cellular component: mitochondrion.
UAGCCUAGGGCGAAGCGAAGUAGCUGUGACGCAAAUCAAUAUCGACGUUUCGACUCAACGUUCGAUUCAGUUAAAUCUGAUUGCAAGUAUCAAAUCAAGACUAGUACAGAAUCACCUGCAUUCCUUGUCGUCCUAGCCAGAACAGUCACAAUGGUUUACUAGCGUGCUGUCCAGUUCAUCCUGCUUUCUGUGAAUGACUGGCUAUUAUAGAAUGAACUAUAACAUAAUUCCUUAGAACUACCCAUCCACACAAUUUCCAAACUGUUCAAAAUUGUUCAUUUUCAAACCCUGCCUACUGGUAUUAUGAUGAGUUUUGUAUCGAUUCCGGUUAUCAAAAUGGCGGAUUUCACAGCUGUUGCUUUUCGACCUUUGUUGUGUAGGAACUACACCACAAAUCUUGCAGUGCCUAAAACUGUGUGUCUUUAUAAAGUAAGACGAAAUGUCCCUUCAGGCUGUGUAUACAAUCCUUCCUGUACAUUUUGGAGGAUGAACGAUAAAGGAACUCAUUCUGAAUCUUCAACACCAGCAGUUGUGUCCAUAAGUAGACAUUUCUUUUCUUCAUGGUCAAACAGAGACAGAGUAUUGAAAGAGAUUUGGAUUCACAAAUGGCCAGUGUUAGUGCAACUCAGCUGUUGUAACUACAGUGUCAGGCGGAAGGAUUACAAGUUUCCCGAGCUGAGGCCAGAGGAUUUGGAGGAAAAUUUUGUUCGGGGCAGCGGACCAGGUGGUCAAGCAGUCAACCAGACAGCAAAUUGUGUUGUGCUCAAACACAUCCCAACUGGAAUUGUUGUCAAAUGCCAGGCUACUCGUUCACUACAGGAGAACAGGAAACAAGCGAAAAAGUUAUUGGAGGAGAAACUGGACCUUGAGAUGCAUGGAGAAGACAGCUAUUUGGGUCAGCUGAAACAGGACAAGAUGGAAGGAAAGAUAGAGAAAAAGAAAAGAGCAAGAGCCAAAUUAGCGUUGAAGAAAGCUUUUAAAGACAGGGAGGGUAUUGAGUAGAGUAAUAAAGUUCCUUUUGUUAUCAGUA